AUUUCAGUGAUGCACAGAGGGUAACUUAUGGAUUCUAGUAGCAUCUCUCUGAGUGUCUGGGAUGAGUCCUCUCAACUAGAUCUAGUAGAUACCUCCUCAUCGCAACGGCAGGAGCCUACCAGUUCAGCGAUUGUGCCGCAGGAAACCGUCGGUGCUUCACGGUAUCGCGAGUUUAUCGAUAGAGUUUUAUGGAACGGAGGAUCGUCUUUCGAUGCCUGGCUCAACGCAGCGUCUUUUCAGGUGUCUCAAGUCUUGCUCAAUCUCCCAUUCACAUUCGCUCAGAUGGGAAUGGCAUCAGGCAUUACUUUCCAAUUGCUCUAUGGCAUGAUGGGGUCCUGGGUUUCUUACAUCAUGACCAGCGUGUACCUCACUUAUCUAGCAACGCAAGGCUCGCAGCAGAAGAAAAACCACGUUGUUCAGUGGUAUGAAGUUAUGGAGUUUUUCCUCGGGCCUUGGGGCAAGGGAGCGACAUUGCUAUUAUACUUUUGCGGCUUGUCUUCCGCUGCCAUGAUCCAAAUGGUAGCCUGUGCGAGUGCCGCGUACUAUAUCAAUGAUAAUCUGGACAAACGGACAUGGACCCUUGUCCUGGGGCCGUUCAUGUUUCUGGGUGUUUUGCUCCCCUCGCCGCGUAAUUAUCGGAUGUGGUCUUUUGCUGGGAUUAUCAUGACGACAUAUGUGGCUUGGUAUUUAACCAUUGCUGCAGCAGUCCACGGGAGAGAUCCGGGGGUGAAGCACACUGGUCCUCAUAGCCUGGAAAACUAUUUUUUGGGCGCAUCUAACAUAAUCUACACAUUUGGAGGACACGGACUGACAGUUGAACUUGCAGGGUCAAUGUGGAAGCCAAGAGAUUUCAAGCGAGUGUAUUUUUAUGCUGUCUUAUAUACUCUCACCUUGACGCUACCAUCUGCAUCAACUGUAUACUGGGCUUUUGGCGAUAGGAUGCUGCACAACGCUAACGCCUUCGCUGUUCUUCCCAGGACGAAGUUCCGCGAUGCCGCGGUAGUGCUGAUUAUCAUCCACCAGUUCUUUGAAUUUGGUCUCGUAGCGUUGCCAUUCUUCAUUAUGUGUGAGAAGCUUUUUGGGAUUCACCACUCGAAUUACUACCUGUUAAAAGUGGCUGCCAGGAUACCGGUUUUUCUCCUCAUAUGGUUUUGUGCGAUUAUGCUGCCUUUCUUUGGUCCCAUCGACUCCUUCAACGGUUCCUUUUUUACAACGCUCGCUGUUUACUUCCUUCCAUGCCUUGUGCAUAUGAUCGUCUUCAGAAGUGAGAAGGCACGCAAGAGUUCAUUUGAGCAACCUCCAUUCUGGAUACGCAGCUGGGCUGGAAUGUAUUGCAUCAAUCUGGGAGUGAUUUUGUGGGUGGUGGUGGUGGGUGUUGGGAUUGGAGGAUGGGCAACGAUUUCCAAUUUGACAAGACAAGUGCGAAGCUUUGGGCUUUUUGCGAGGUGUUACCAGUGUCCACCAAAGUCUUGACGUCAGGAAGUUUUUUAGUGGAAGAGGUUCUUCCUGUAAACAAACCAUAUAUUACGUGGUCGCAUGUCCGCGGGUUCGAUCCCCGGCAACGGCGGAUUAACAAUCCGUGGUAACAACUCCCAAGCCCGAGGGACCAUCGGUGUUGAAGAUGGAAAAGGUUCGUUGGAGGCACUCUAGUUUCAUAUUUGAUUGUGGUGGUUUGGACGUGAUCAAUUCUUGCACCCUUAUGGAUUGACACUGUAACCAACUGGACAAGUGCGUGCUCUCUCUCGCAUGCUCUCUCUCUCUCUCUUUCUCUCUCUCUCCCUCUCCCCUAUCAUGAACAAGAGCAAAGACUACGGCUUCUUGGGCUUCAAGAACACCGAGAAGUCCAUCUGCUUGUGGAUCCAGAAAA
Selaginella moellendorffii is the source of this 1867-nucleotide messenger RNA. Its product is annotated as auxin transporter-like protein 1. Lineage: Eukaryota; Viridiplantae; Streptophyta; Lycopodiopsida; Selaginellales; Selaginellaceae. The transcript has 8 exons. Gene Ontology annotation, cellular component: plasma membrane. The record is from RefSeq and is a predicted model, not a curated record. The coding region runs from base 28 to 1473 and encodes 481 amino acids.